Molecule: messenger RNA, 1947 nt
Organism: Rhizoctonia solani
Lineage: Eukaryota; Fungi; Basidiomycota; Agaricomycetes; Cantharellales; Ceratobasidiaceae
Product: heat shock protein HSP90 family protein
Exons: 14
Coding region: 1-1947 (648 amino acids)
Biological process (GO): protein folding
Molecular function (GO): ATP hydrolysis activity; ATP binding; ATP-dependent protein folding chaperone
Source: RefSeq, a predicted model, not a curated record
AUGCGGUUCUGCCGCACCAUUGUCUUGACUGCCUCUGUCCUAGGCUCGCUGGUUUCAGCCCAGGAUGGUACUUCCAAGAAGUUUGAGUACCAGGUAGGUUGCAUACAUGUUACCGUGGUCACCUGGUCUAUCGUCAUUAAUUCGCUGUACAGUCACAAGGAAGUGUUCCUGCGCGAGCUCAUUUCCAAUGCAAACGACGCUUUGGAGAAGCUUCGUCUCAUCAGCUUGACGGACAAGUCUUACCAAAUCCCAGACUCGCCUCUCAAUAUCACGAUCAAGCUCGUUGGUACCCUCGCCAAGUCUGGUACAAGCGAGUUCCUUAACAAGGCGGAAAAGGAUACUAGCGGAAACCUGAUUGGCCAGUUCGGUCUUGGUUUCUAUUCUAGCUUCCUCGUCGCCGACAAAGUUCAGGUUGACGCUGUUAUUACUGACACCGGUAUUGGUAUGACUGCUGAUGACUCGCCAAAAACCUUGCUUCCUCGUCGCCGACAAAGUUCAGGUUGCCUCUCUCCACCUGUCUCCAAGGCAAACCCAGAUCCACUCCAACACAUCUUUACAAGUGGAUCGGAUGAUAGCAACUUUGAAAUCUCUGUUGACCCUCGCGGAAACUCGCUCGGCCAUUCUGGAACCGAAAUUACUAUGUACUUGAAGGAUGAGGCAUUGGAAUUCUUAGACGAGCAACGUCUGAACCGAGUCGACUUCCACAUCGCCGCCGAGCCUGAAAAGACCAAGGAAGCCGAGACCGAUGAGGACGAAGCUAUCAUUGAGGAUGUCAAGGAAGAUGACGAGAAGAAAGAAGAACCUGCAUCUCCUCCUACUCCCAUGAAGAACGUUACGACCGAGGAAUGGCAAUACUCAUCGUCUUUCAGGGAACCAAAAGAUGUAACCAAAGACGAGGUCAAUCAGUUCUUCAUGUCCACUUUCAAGGAGCACAACGGUCCUCUCGCCCACAGCAUCUACAAGGGUGACUCUGGUCCAGUUUCGUUCCGCACCAUGUUCUUCAUCCCAUCGGAUCUGAACGAGAAGUUCUGGCAAAGCGCGAAGCCCGAGUUGAACAACAUCCGUCUCAUGGUUAAGCGCGUCUUCAUUACCAGCGACCUCGGACCCAAUGCCAUGCCUAAAUGGCUCAGUUGGCUCAAGGCUAUCGUUGAUGCCGAUGACCUCCCUCUCAACGUCUCCCGUGAAACUCUCCAAUCAAACCGGUUCCUUCGUCAGAUUCCCAAUAUCCUCUGGAUCAGGGGUCUGCAGUUCCAGGACGCUGCCAAGAAGGGUCUGAAGUUCGGGGACGAGGAUGAAGAUGCCGAGGAAGAAAAGGCCCGCCAGGAGAAGCUCAAGGAGACGUUCAAGCCUCUCUUGGAGUACCUCAAGAACGAGACCUCCAACGUUGUUUUGAUCGCAAACAUGGAACGUCUUAUGGCCGCCCAGACUGGAGGAAAGAUGAAGGAGAAUGACUUUAUGCACGAUUGGGCGAAGAAGCAAAAGUUCCUUGAAAUCAACCCGAACUCCCCGCUGAUUGAAGGAAUGCUCAAGAAGGUCCAGGCUUUGAUUGACAUUGAAGAAGGAGAGGAGAGGGACAGUCAACUUGAAGAGGAACUAAAGGAAGUUGCAUCUAUUCUCGUUGACGGAGCCCUCGUCCGCUCUGGUUUCGAGGUUCCCGAUUCCAAUCUGUUCUUCACUCGUAUGGAUCGCGUCCUUCGCCGUUCUCUCGGUGUCUCUGAGACCGCCAAGGGCGACGAAACUGUUAAGCCCGCUCCUCCAGUCGAUGAUACUCCUCUCGAAGAGCCUGGUGUCCUACCGGAAGGUGCAUUUGAGGACAUCAUUGAUAAUACCGCCGACCAGAAAACCUUCCAACCCAAAGUCGAUGUCAAAGUCGACGCACUGAAUGACGAAGAAAUCGAGGAGAUGUUGAACAAGAAGGAGCAGGAGGUUAAGCGUGAUGAGUUGUGA